ACUCCGCUGUGUGAGACGUGUCGCCUGAAACUUUUCACCACCCGAGUGUCGCACCGUUUACAUUUCUCGCCGGCACCGCGCGAUACUAUGCCACGGCCUACACGUGAGUCUUACGGUGACCAAAAACCACCCUUUUCAUACAUAGCUCUCACUGCUAUGGCGAUUUGGAGCUCUCCGGAGCGCAUGCUGCCGCUGUCAGAGAUCUACCGGUUCAUCACGGACAGGUUCCCGUACUACCGGCGCAACACGCAGCGUUGGCAGAACUCGCUGCGGCACAACCUCUCCUUCAACGACUGCUUCGUGAAGGUGCCGCGCCGCCCCGACCGGCCCGGCAAGGGCGCCUACUGGACGCUGCACCCUCAGGCCUUCGACAUGUUUGAGAAUGGCUCCCUGUUAAGAAGACGGAAGCGCUUCAAGUUGCAUAAGGGUGAAAAAGACAGUUUGAACGCAGAAUUAGCAGCGCUCGCAAGUUUUAACAGAGCGUUUUUGGCGCGUCAAGCCGGUGCUCCUCCAUCUGCACAGAGUUUAGCGAAUGGAGGUCUAUACACUCCUACCUCUACGUUUAUGUCGCGGCCUAGUCCGGAGCCAGUGGAAGCGCCAGACACGGCGGCGCUGUUGCCGGCAGGCCCCCGGCCGCGGCGGGCGUUCACGAUAGACGCGCUGCUGGAGCCGGAGCCGCGACGCUCGUCGCCGUCGCCGUCCCCGUCGCUGCCGCUGCAGCCGCACUGUCCGCUGCCGCUGCCACCGCCGUACCUGCUGGCCGCGCAGAGGUACCACGCGGAACUACUGGCGAGCCUGCAGCAGUCAUGUCUUCCGCCGUUAUGGACCUGGCGGGAUACGAGUCAAUUUUCACACUAUACACUUAAUUCAUGAAUGGUAAUGUUAGCGUCAAUAUAAAGACAGAUCUCAAAGUAGCUCUAGUUAUAAGAAAAAGUCUAGAGACAGUUCAUGUUAUGCAAAUAAAUUAAAUUAGAUGAAUAAUAAAGUGAUGGCAGCGUUAAUGACGGCGGGGACAUGUGCGCUUCCUACUGCACUACAAAAAUACAUAAAGGAAACGGUGCGUCUGUUACUGAGAUUCUCAAUGAAUAAACGUCAGCUAAUAAAAUAUAUUUUUAAUCUGUGAUAUUUAGUGUAAGCAUAGACUAAAGUGUGUAUGUACAUAUCUAUGGACUAUAUAGCGAUAUGUAAAGAAUUAUAAUAAAUAAAUUAUUAAUGUAGUCAGUAGUUGAACAGAAUAUAGCGAAAUGCGUUAACUGUU
This is a messenger RNA of Manduca sexta (tobacco hornworm), 1258 nucleotides long. Its product is annotated as fork head domain-containing protein FD4-like. Gene Ontology annotation, biological process: regulation of transcription by RNA polymerase II; anatomical structure morphogenesis; cell differentiation. The record is from RefSeq and is a predicted model, not a curated record. The transcript has 3 exons. Bases 88 to 873 code for a protein of 261 amino acids. Gene Ontology annotation, molecular function: RNA polymerase II cis-regulatory region sequence-specific DNA binding; DNA-binding transcription factor activity, RNA polymerase II-specific. NCBI's taxonomy places the organism in Eukaryota, Metazoa, Arthropoda, Insecta, Lepidoptera, Sphingidae.